AUGCAGCUCUGUUGGACAUUCGAGAGCGAGCAACGCCCAUCGUUUGUGGAAAUACUCAGCAUGUUUGAGAAACUUCGCGAUAUAAAAUCGAGUUUCAGUGAACUUAUAUUUCAGGACGACAAGCCGUAUCCGCCCAGUGGAGGCCAAUAUAAUGGGGCUUUCGACUUAUCUCAAGAUAGCACGUCUAGCGAAAAAAUGGACGCCGACCGGGGCAUUUACAAUCAAGGGUACAACGAAAUAGAACGACUGUCAGAACAGAGCCGUUUUGAGAAGUCCACCAACAGCAACACUGCAGUUCGUAAACACAGCGGACCUCUGUCGAUGCGAUCGAUGAGGAAGGAGAGCAAGACAAAACCGACACCUUUCUCCUUGCCAUCUGAAGCGGACAUACGGUUUCAAUUAAGUGGAGCUAGUGGGAAUCCUGCCGAAAACUCCAUGUCUAAUGACACGCUGACAACAUCUUGCGAUUACGGUUCGUCAUACCAGCUACCGUCGUUCGCGUCUUCAGCUCGUUCACCCUUCCUGCUUCCAUCGAACCUUUCUUCGUACGAGACCCCUAAAAGUCCUCGUUCGUUCCAGAUAGUGAAAAAACAGAAGAAAUGC
Ostertagia ostertagi is the source of this 603-nucleotide messenger RNA. The record is from the annotation of a GenBank genome assembly. NCBI's taxonomy places the organism in Eukaryota, Metazoa, Nematoda, Chromadorea, Rhabditida, Trichostrongylidae.